AUGGCCUUAAUUAUUGCCGUAUUAUUAACUCGUGGUCCCGGAAACGCCCGCUUCCUCACGCCUGAGGAACGUGAAUUCGCUGUUGACCGGUUAAAAUCAGAAGGAGGUCCAAAUAAAGUUGAUCGUAACAUCGCCAAAGCUCAAAUAAAACUUGUCUUCACUGAUAUCCUAACUUACAUUUAUAUGAUAUUAUUUAUGCUUACUUCAAUUCCAUUCUAUGCUCUUAAUAUCUACCUUCCAACUUUAGUUUAUCAACUUGGUUUUAAUGAUGUACGAGCUCAAGUAAUGGUCAUACCACCACUACUUGUUGCAACCGUAUUUAUGACCAUUAAUUCUUGGUCAUCUGAUAAGUACGAGACAAAAACUUGGAAUAUAUUGGCUUGUUAUUUAUUAGCCAUCAUUGGAUUGAUUGGAAUGGUAGCAACGCAAGCUGAUGUUCCUAUAUUAACUUUUGAUCAACUUGGAGGAAUCAUAGGAAUUUUAAUAUUCCCAGCUGAUGAUGCUCCUUCAUUCUUUAUGGGAAAUACCAUAUGCUUAAUUUCAAUAAUCCUUGCAUCUAUUAUUACUAUCGGGUUGAAAUUUUACUUGGAAUCAAUAAAUAAGAAACGUGAUUUGGCUAUAUUAGCUGAUCAUGAUUAUAAAUUAGAUGAUAGUGAUUUGAAGAAUAAUAAAAGGAUUAGAGAGAUUGCUAUGAAAUUAGUGGAAAAUGAACCAAGGUUUGAUGAAGUGUUGUGUGAUAAGCAUCCUAAUUGGAG
Molecule: messenger RNA, 755 nt
Organism: Racocetra fulgida
Lineage: Eukaryota; Fungi; Glomeromycota; Glomeromycetes; Diversisporales; Gigasporaceae
Source: the annotation of a GenBank genome assembly